UUAUUUUAUUUUAUUUUAUUUUAUUUGGCGGGGAGGGGGGAGGGGGUGUUUCUUUGACACAUUCGUUGUAUGACCACUUGAAUACUUUCCUCUCCUUUAAAGCAGUAAAGAAAUGGCCAGAGGAGAAUGCGCCGAGCAAUACGGGGCGAGCUUACUGCUGAGUGCGGACGGAGUCAGACCGGAUACGAAAAAACACCAGAAAAAGCGCCUAUCGGUGUGCAGUAAGCUGUGUUAUGCCAUUGGCGGGGCGCCCUACCAGAUCACCGGCAGUGCUCUGGGCUUCUUCCUCCAGAUCUACCUAUUGGAUGUGGCCCAGUUGGAUCCAUUAUACGCCUCUGUCAUUCUGUUUGUGGGCAGGGCCUGGGAUGCAGUGACAGAUCCAACAGUGGGUUUCCUGGUGAGCCAGACCAAAUGGACCCGUUUUGGCCGCAUGAUGCCCUGGAUACUGCUAUCUACUCCCUUCGCGGUGCUGAGCUACUUCCUCAUCUGGUAUGUUCCUUCAGUGGAACAGGGGAAGGUCCUCUGGUACCUGAUCUUCUAUUGCCUCUUCCAGUCAAUGCAAACGUGCUUCCACGUGCCCUACUCGGCCCUCACCAUGUUCAUCAGCUCGGCUCAGAGCGAGAGGGACUCUGCCACCGCCUACCGUAUGACAGUGGAAGUGCUGGGCACAGUGGUUGGUACAGCCAUCCAGGGGCAGAUAGUCGGUGGGGCCAUUGCCCCCUGUGUCCCAACCGAGUUCAACGUGUUUGACAACGGAACCUUGUCCCAAAUUGGGUCCGAGGUCAACGUGUCCUACAAAUCACUGGAGCAGACGAAAAGGGCUUACUUGAUUGCCUCUGGAGUCAUCUCCACCAUCUAUGUGCUCUGUGCUGCCAUCUUGUUUAUGGGUGUGAGGGAGCAAGAAGAGAAGCGAUGUUCAAAGACGAAGCCCAUCACCUUCUGUCAGGGCCUGAAGCUGGUGAUGGGUCAUGGCCCAUAUGUCAAACUGGUCAUGGGCUUCCUCUUCACCUCUCUGGCCUUCAUGCUACUAGAGGGCAACUUUGCCCUUUUCAUCACAUAUGCCCUCGGCCAUAGAAACGACUUCCAGAAUAUUCUCUUGGUCAUUAUGUUAUCGGGAACGCUGUCGAUUCCAUUUUGGCAGUGGUUCUUGACUCGAUUUGGAAAGAAGACUGCAGUGUACAUUGGCAUCACGUGGGCAGUGCCCUUCAUGAUCCUGAUCAUUUCCAUCAAGAGCAAUUUGAUUAUUUCCUACAUGGUCUCUGUGGCAGCAGGUGUGAGUGUGGCAGCUGCUUUCCUACUACCUUGGUCAAUGCUUCCAGAUGUGGUGGAUGACUUCAAGGUGAAGAAUCCAGACAUCCGCGGCCAUGAGGCCAUCUUCUACUCCUUCUAUGUCUUCUUCACUAAGUUUGCAUCUGGAGUAUCCUUGGGCAUCUCUACCCUCAGUUUGGACUUUGCCGGGUACAUAACCAGAGGCUGCACACAACCGGAGGCUGUCAUUUUAACCCUAAAGGUACUCGUCUCUCCUGUGCCAGUGGCUUUUAUCGCUCUGGGACUGUUGAUAUUCAAGACCUACCCCAUCAACGAGGAGAAGCGGGAAAGCAACUGCAAACUGUUGCAGGAGAUACUGGACAUUGAACGGGAUUCCGACGUAGAUUCUGCAGAGCAUGGCAGUGUUGUGUAGGAGUCUGAGACAGAAGAGAAGCCAGUCCUAACAGCCUCUACUGUUGGGAGGAUUUGCUCAGGCUGUCAGGAGGGACAAGACCACCAGGGAGACUGGACAAGGCCUUGUGUGUUUUUUUUUUGGGGUUUGCCAGACUAACAGAGGAGAGACCACGGACCACUCUGUGGCCCUCUGCACUGAGGCCACAAGAAUAUAUCAAGCCUUCCCCACUGCAUCACAAAGGGUAACAGGGCCCUCUAGUGGACAGCUAAAGUUAGCAAGUUUGCAACCCGAGUCUCUUCUGAUAGCCUUCAUCUGUGGUUUCUGUAUUUUUUGUUGUUUUUUUAUAAGACUGGACAUUUACACAUGCUAUAUAAUAAUGGAAUGUGAUGUAGUCUAAACCAACAAGACCAACUGGCAAAGCUGUACUUUUUCUAGACUUUUCAUUCAGGGAUGAUCCUCUGGGGGGAAUGUCCAUUGAAUGCCCCUUUUUAGGGCACAUCAGCAACUAUUCCAUCUAUUUUGGAGUUGUAUAAAGCUAUGUCAAUGUUAUGCUUAUUACAGAUUUGCGUUGCUGCCAUUAUUUGUGAAUGAGACAAAACUACAGUAAAGGCAGUAAGGAUACUGAAGAUUGUGUCUGGGAAAGGUAAAGGGUCUUUUUAGCACCACUAAUUGAGUUCUGGUGUUUCUAGGUAAAAUACUGUUCUGCCUUACAAGCACAUGUAUUAUAGUUCUGUAGUUGCAAUGAAAUUUUCUAUUGAGCUUGUUUUCACUUAUAUUCUGUAUUUGGUUGAUGGUUUUCCUUAUGCAAAACAAAAAGGGUUUCCUUGGAUGUAAGCAUCGUCGGGGAAGUGCUUUAAAAACAUGAUAAUCUAGCUUCAUCAAUGUUGACAGCCAUUUCUACAUGCUAAUAUCUUUUGCCUUGGCACAGUGGUCCACACUUUCAUGCAUAACUUCAACUGAAAGCACUAUGUUCACUUUCUAAGGUAAGGGAGAUGUUUUAGCUAACUAUUUAUCUUAAGAAAUCACUCAAUCCGAGGGACUAUCAUUUGUCUACAAAACGUUGAAUGGUACAAAGUCCAGAAUAUUUGUAACAUGAAUUUAUGAAGUUAGUCACAGUUGUGUAAAUAUCGGGAUGAGAAGCGCAGUUUGGUUUUUUUGUAAAGACGGCAUAAAAGAUAGGCUGUGUGUGUGUGUGUGUGUGUGUGUGUGUGUGUGUGUGUGUGUGUGUGUGUGUGUGUGUGUGUGUGUGUGUGUGUGUGUGUGUGUGCGUGCUUAGGCAAUCUAUGACUGGACCUACAUGAGUAAUUGUCAGGUACCAGGGGAAACUUAAAGCAUUAUCAGAAUAGCGAUGACGUAAUCUGCAUCAGCCAAUUUUGUAAAUGGGCUGAUUUUUCUCCAUUUCUUUCUCCAGUAUCAGUUUUACAUUCUUAAUUUUUCAAACCCUUAACAAUAUGACCCAGACCCAAGCCGAGUUUACUAUCAUUAGACAUAUCAGGACCUCUGCCCCACUUCAGAUAGCAUUAUUUAAGUGCAGUCAUCUGUCAAACCAAGUUCUUAAAUCACUGAACUACAACACGUCUUUAAAUCAAAUAUCCACAGUCAUUUUUACUGCCUGUGACAAAGCACUUAAUUUAUAUGCCCCACUUGUGUAUUUUGCAACUGCUGUUUAUAAUGUAAAUUGUAAAUAUUUAUUAACCCACAACGAGACAAUGAUCAGUUUUAUGUUGAAGAACAUGGCAAAUUGUGCAGUAAUUUGACUUGUCAAUAAAGCCAAGCAAAAAGAGAAAAUCACUAUUGAUUUCGCUGCUGGAGCAACACACUACAGCUGCAGAAUCAGGCUGCAACAUGUCAGUAAUGUCCAACAGCUAAAAGUCUAGGGCCUGAUAACGAUCAGGGGCAAGGCUGUUUUCAAGCUUCUUUUUUUUUGUGUACUGGGCUACUGAUGUACUGAGAAUUUUCCCAUUUCUAGGAAUUUGUCUUUGCGAUGUUCAUACAGAAACACUGACAUAAACAUGGUAAAAUAGUAAAUGGA
Lampris incognitus (smalleye Pacific opah) is the source of this 3695-nucleotide messenger RNA. Its product is annotated as sodium-dependent lysophosphatidylcholine symporter 1-B-like. Gene Ontology annotation, molecular function: lysophospholipid:sodium symporter activity. The transcript is spliced from 14 exons. NCBI's taxonomy places the organism in Eukaryota, Metazoa, Chordata, Actinopteri, Lampriformes, Lampridae. The record is from RefSeq and is a predicted model, not a curated record. Gene Ontology annotation, cellular component: membrane. Gene Ontology annotation, biological process: carbohydrate transport. Bases 113 to 1681 code for a protein of 522 amino acids.